Pelodiscus sinensis (Chinese soft-shelled turtle) is the source of this 4837-nucleotide messenger RNA. The record is from RefSeq and is a predicted model, not a curated record. NCBI's taxonomy places the organism in Eukaryota, Metazoa, Chordata, Testudines, Trionychidae.
GUCUUUCCCCUUGUUUCCAGCCAAGCAAGAAGAGGCACCGGGGAGUCUGCCCACCUGCCUGGCAUGAAGUGUGCCUGAAAACCGCCCUCCUGCCUGUGUCCCCACCAGUCCAGUCACCCCUCCAGGGCAUGUGGAGGGACUCACUCCCCAAAAUUGCCUGUGUGGCUCUCCCCAUCCUGGCACUGGCUGGGAAGAGGAGGGGCAGCUUGGAUCCAAAGCUCAGCUACAUACCAGAUGAUCUCUCGAUAGAAGAGAGAGAAGAACUUUUAAACAUUCGUCGCAGGAAAAAAGAACUAAUUGAUGACAUUGAGAGGUUAAAAUUUGAAAUAGCAGAGGUUAUGACAGAAAUUGAUAAUCUGACUAGUGUAGAAGAAAACAAAACUACACAGAGAAAUAAGCAAAUAGCUAUCGGAAGGAAGAAAUUCAACAUGGAUCCUAAGAAGGGAAUCCAGUUUCUUAUAGAAAAUGACCUGCUGCAGAACACUCCAGAAGACAUUGCUCAGUUCCUCUACAAAGGGGAGGGACUAAAUAAAACUGUAAUUGGAGAUUACCUUGGUGAAAGAGAUGAAUUUAAUAUUAAAGUUCUUCAGGCUUUUGUUGAACUCCAUGAGUUUGCUGAUCUCAAUCUUGUACAAGCCUUAAGGCAAUUCCUGUGGAGUUUCAGACUUCCAGGAGAAGCUCAGAAAAUUGAUCGUAUGAUGGAAGCUUUUGCUUCACGCUAUUGCCUUUGUAACCCUGGAGUCUUUCAGUCUACAGAUACAUGCUAUGUGUUAUCAUUUGCGAUCAUUAUGUUAAAUACUAGUCUACACAACCAUAAUGUAAGAGAUAAACCAACAGUGGAAAGAUUUGUAUCAAUGAACCGUGGCAUUAAUGAAGGCGGGGACCUUCCAGAAGAACUGUUACAGAAUUUGUAUGAAAGUAUUAAAAAUGAGCCAUUUAAAAUUCCAGAAGAUGAUGGGAAUGAUCUAACGCAUACAUUUUUUAAUCCAGAUAGAGAAGGUUGGCUACUGAAAUUAGGGGGAAGAGUAAAAACAUGGAAGCGGAGAUGGUUUAUUCUGACAGAUAAUUGCCUGUAUUAUUUUGAAUACACAACAGACAAAGAACCUAGAGGAAUUAUUCCUUUAGAAAAUCUGAGUAUAAGAGAAGUUGAAGAUCCUAGAAAACCAAACUGCUUUGAGCUCUAUAACCCAAGCCAUAAAGGUCAAGUAAUUAAAGCCUGUAAAACUGAAGCUGAUGGUAGAGUGGUAGAAGGCAACCAUGUUGUAUACAGGAUAUCUGCGCCCACCCCUGAAGAGAAGGAAGAGUGGAUCAAAUCUAUUAAAGCAAGUAUCAGCAGGGAUCCCUUUUAUGAUAUGCUGGCAACAAGAAAGAGAAGAAUUGCUAAUAAAAAAUAGUAUUUAUCAUCGGGGCACUUAUGGACCUGCACUAGCUAAUGUACAAAUGGAUUAAAGUCAAAUGAUAAGGUAAAAGUAAAGUAAAAGUGAAGCAAGCUGAAUGAAGACCAUUAUUAAAAAUAUAUACAUUUGCUUACAUCAUAUCUCUUUGCGAGAUCAUCCAAGGAGGUUAUUAUUUUGUAUAUAAUACUGCAGCAAAAUUCCCAAGGGAUAUUUGCAAGGAAUGACUGUAAUGGAAUUUCAUAACACUAACUGAAUACACAGAAGCCUUAUGUGCAUUUUUUGUUGCAAUUUCACUCUUCUGGGGAGAAAAACUUUCAGGAUAACAAACAUUGUCCUGCCUGUUCCUUCAGCAUAUUGUCCAUGACAGGAGCUGUUGUCAUAAGGACUUUGAUACACUAACACCUCACUGUAAUAUGACUCAAACUGGUGUACAGGGAUACUCAGAACUUUUUUCUUUAUGCAAAAACAAACAAACCAGUCCUUGUUUUGAAAACCCUAUUGUUAGCAAUGCAGAGAAGUUUUAAUUCACUUUGUGGAAAAUGAAUGGCUAAUGUGACGAGCUUUUAUAUAGAAUUUUCCCCAACAGGUAAAUAGAAAUACCUUUAAAAUAUGCUUUUUCGUAUUACACUGGUAUCUAUAGUUAACUCCUUGGCCCAAGCAGCACGAUGUGCACUGGAAAUAUGCAACCUUGAGGACGGAUACAGUUUAUCUUUAGCAAGCUAGACUUGUUGCUAAAUGCUUAUGCCCUUAAUAAGCAGCAGAAAAGGAUUUGCAUUAUUACUGAGGCUCUCUAUAUUUUGUAUGGGUAAAAUGCUCCAGUCACACAUUUUCUUUAAAGAAAGGGCAGUGUUAAAUUAUCUCCUUAUUUGUGGGUGUAGACAAAGGAAAAUCAGGAGGAUUGCUUGGUGAGUAAAGAGCAGAAUUUGGCGCUUGGUUAACAAAAACUUUGAAUAAAGCAAACUGAAUUUGUUUGCUUUAUUUUUAAAUGUGACUUUUCACAUUUAUGCUUCAGUGACUUAAAAUAGGGAGAAGAGGAUACAAACCCGAAUUGUUUAAAUAUUUGAUCUCAUGCCAUCAACUGUACUAAAAUACUUACCUAAUGUAACCAUAUACUUUCAAAUAUCUUGAUAGCAGGUUGAAUGUCUUUUGUGAGAUUCCAUUAGAAUCUAUUAGAUUCUGUUCUUCAUAAUCUAUUUUCUAAGACAUGCAAUCUUAUUAUCUAGCUUGUUUCAUUGAAACGUUUUCUAAAUUAUACAAAAAUGCUUAAUUUUACAGUGUAUUUUUUUUUACUCAUCCUGUGUUCAUGCUCUUAUAACAUUGCUUAUAUUGUGUCAACCUAAGCCUUUAAAGCAUCCAUAUCUGGACCAAAAACUUUGAUUGCUCUGUAGGGAAUUAUUCUGCAGGAGAGGAUCACAGAUAAGGUUGCCUAUAAAUCAUCUAUAUCUUCAAUUAAAGGCAAGGAAAGUGUGCAAAGCUUUCAUCUUAUUAACUUGGCUUAUGCUGUGUAGAACCUAAGAUCUGCAUAUGAAGUGUCUGUUUUCAGAUGAGCGGAGAGAAAAGAAUGGAGUGGAAGCCCACACAUUGUAAAUUCUUCUGUAGUUGUCAUCUCUUUAAAGAAGCAUUAAAAUUAAUGCUCAGUUAUGACAUCUUUGAAAGUGGGGAUGUGAUGGGUGGCAUCUCCAAACCAUGGAGUUGGGAAUUCAAGGCCAAUUGUGGACUCUGUGUAUAAUUGGAAAUUUAAAAAUUAAGUGCUUAAUUGCACAACUCCCAAACCACAGCCUAUAUCCCUUGCCUAGGUAGGUUGUGGAAUCUCCAUCACUGGAGAUUGUCUAAGAAUAUUUAAGAGCAGGUUAGACAGACACCUGUCAGGAAUGAUCUAGACAGUGCUUGGUCUUGCUGUGAGGGCAGGGGACUGGACUCGAUAAUCUCUCGAGGACCUUCCAGCUCUAGUAUUCUAUGAUUCCUUCUCUUGGACCCCCUAAAUUUAAAAUUGUGUCUCUUAAGAUAGAAAGAUAUGUUGGUAAGGACACUUGUCAUUUGUAAUAUAAAUGACACAUCUAGAAUUAGGGUUGUAUUAAUGUGUAAAACUGUAAAGAAAUAAUUUUAAUAAUUAAAUAAGUCUAGAAGCUUGCAAAAGCAUUGAUGGGCCACAAACACUUUCAGUACCAGUCCUUACAUCCCUGAAAAACACACAGCCAUUUCAAAACAGUCUUCUUAAUGUCAAGAAUAUGUGUCUGUAAGCAUAAAGGAAAUGCCUUAAGAGCUGUGAUACUGUUUGAAACUUUUCAUACCCUGUAUGUACAUGUAACAGUUGGAAUGGUAUGUAACGAUACAUUUUAGUAGAAAAUGCAUACUAUUCCCUUAGCAUUUAAAAAAGGAGUCAUUUUAAAGCAGCAGCAACUUGCUAAAUGAAAGCAAGAUUAAAUAUGGUGCUCAGUAUAAUCACCAACGGUGCCAGUAGCAUUCUUGUCUAAGAAUAUUUUAUUUCAGAUGUUCUCUGUAGCAGUAUUAGCAGGAAUUGAAAUGGAGCCAAAAUUUCCACUGGUCUUAAGGCCUGUAAAGAACUGAUUUGCAAGCAAAUGGCUUGUGUAAAUUUUGGCCAGAUUAGGUACUAUCCAUGAGGGAAUGAAAAGCCCUCUCUCAUGUGGGUUUAAGAUUAGGAUGAUGUUAAAGCACCAUUUGUUUUGGCUGGUCCAACCUCAGAAAAAGCAAUCUAAUUGCAUUUGACUUCCUCCAACCUGUAGUACUGAACAAUCUCCCUAUUUUUCCUGUCAUAGCAGGGUGGUCAUUUUUAUACUACCCAUUAAGCAAUGUAGGGACAGUAGGAAGAGAUCCUGGCAAAAAACUGCUGCUUCUGCUACUUUUCUGGCCCCUGCCAGCAUCCAUAACUUUCAUAGCUGUAGCUCACUAAUAAUUUCAACUUCAGUUAGCGUCAUCUAGGGAAGGAAGUGUAUAUAAUACUUAAGAUCAGCUGGACUGACUUAAAAACUACAUAUUCUGAAAAAACUAGUCACUUAACAUUCUGAAGCAUAUGGUACAAAACUGAACCUUUUUAAAAACUGAGCAUUUAUAAUGCUUCCUAUGUAAAACAAUGCAUAUUUUAAAAAUAUCUAUCUAGAUAUGCUUGCUGGAAAAGUUAGGUCUGUUGUAGACGAGAAGCUACAAAUUAUGGUUUACCAGUUUUUUCUAUAUUUUCUUGGAAAGCAUUUCUAUUUACAGUUCAGUAUAAAGUUAAUGUAAAUACUGUACAGCUGUGUAUUGAUUUGCGUUUACUCAUUGUACACACUUUGCAUGAUAAUUAUGUAUCAAUUCAAUUAAAUUUGAGGUAAUAUUAUGGCUGAGUACCUCCAUUGCAAAUAUUAAUGGGCUCGUUUACCAGUAAGACAUGUUUAAACUAUGGUGAAAUUUAAUUUUGAAAAAUAAAAUAUCAAGUAAAACUA